Molecule: messenger RNA, 467 nt
Organism: Pelecanus crispus (Dalmatian pelican)
Lineage: Eukaryota; Metazoa; Chordata; Aves; Pelecaniformes; Pelecanidae
Source: RefSeq, a predicted model, not a curated record
AUGGAGGGAAGCAGAUCAGAAACUUCGGCAGCUGAAGGGAGUGAGGAGAUAGUUUAUACUUCUGUCAAAUUCUCUCAGACUCCUCGGCGGAGAGCAAAGGCUGGACUGGAAGGGAGAGCUCCCUGUCUGUGGCCAGCAGUUGUGCUGGGCUUGGCUAUAAGCUUUGGGAUACUGAGCAUCUCCCUAGCAACUGCUUUGAUUUGGAAGAUGAGUGACUCCCACCCACGCUGCCCUGAGCAGUGGAUAGCCUACAGAGGGAGCUGCUACUCCUUCUCCAAGGAGAAGAAGGACUGGAAUUCCAGCCGGGAAUCCUGCAGGGCACAGGGAGCUCAUCUCCUGGUGAUCAGCGAUACCGGCGAAAUGGACCUGUUCAAGAGUAUUCAAACAGAAUGUUUCUGGAUUGGACUGAGGAACAGCACAGACUCUGGCUGGAUUUGGGAAGAUGGCUCUGUAUUCACUGGCACCAA